AUGACGUCACAGGCGUUUUCUUUUGGGUGCAGCGAACUGGUGGCAAACGUCCUGUCGAGGUUCUACGUGGAUCGUUUCGACCGGCGACUGAGCAUGUCGAUCAACUUCACGGUUUCGGCAGUGAUGACGGUCCUGAUGCCGGUCAACAGCGCGAUGGCGUGGCUCCUGGUGACGUCCUUCUUCGCCAGAGGGGCGUCGUACGUGUCCUCUUGCAUGGCGUGGGUAGUGACGCCUGAGCUUUACCCAACCCAGAUUAGGUCGACGGGGCACGCCUUGAGCAAUGCCCUUGGGCUGUGCGGGGCUAUCGGGGCGUCGUAUUGGGUGGCGACGCCCUUCUCCAACGAAGUUAUCGCGAUCGGACUGUGCGUCGUCGGCAUCAUCGGUGGGAUCACCGCUCAGGCGAGGAAAAGGCUUUUCCUGUGCUGCCUACAUACCUCGGAACUUCGAACCCCAUUUCACAUAACAAACCAUGCUGUCAUGAAGUACAUGGGCAAGAAAACGCUUCGGACUUGGAACUGCUUUCACACCACGCCAUGCUGUCAUGCGCUGCCAAGCGGCCACCGCCCGGAGUUCGAUGACGACGGAGGUGUCUCGGAUGAUGACGAAUCGAGGCCAUUGUUGCAAAACCCGGUGGAUAUUCAGCGAGGGGAGUUAUAG
This is a messenger RNA of Ectocarpus sp. CCAP 1310/34, 657 nucleotides long. The record is from the annotation of a GenBank genome assembly. NCBI's taxonomy places the organism in Eukaryota, Phaeophyceae, Ectocarpales, Ectocarpaceae.